This is a messenger RNA of Archocentrus centrarchus (flier cichlid), 1838 nucleotides long. RefSeq names its product solute carrier family 5 member 8 (gene slc5a8). The transcript is spliced from 17 exons. Gene Ontology annotation, molecular function: organic acid:sodium symporter activity. Bases 1 to 1830 code for a protein of 609 amino acids. NCBI's taxonomy places the organism in Eukaryota, Metazoa, Chordata, Actinopteri, Cichliformes, Cichlidae. Gene Ontology annotation, cellular component: membrane; extracellular exosome. Gene Ontology annotation, biological process: sodium ion transport; propanoate transmembrane transport. The record is from RefSeq and is a predicted model, not a curated record.
AUGGUAGCUACAUCCUUUGCAGUAGCAGACUAUGUGGUGUUUGCUCUCAUGCUGGUGGUGUCCGCUGCUGUCGGGAUGUACUAUGCCUGGGUGGACAGGAGCCAGAGAAGCCCCGGAGACUUCUUGACUGGGGGCCGCACACUGACGGCCCUGCCUGUCUCCCUGUCCCUGACUGCCAGCUUCAUGUCAGCCAUCACAGUGCUGUCCUUUCCAGCUGAGGUAUACCAAUAUGGAGCCAUUGUUGGAUUUUACAGCCUCUCCUAUUUAAUAGCAAUGCUGGUCACAUCUGAGGUCUUUCUCCCCAUCUUCUACAAGCUGGAACUCACCAGUACUUUCGAGUAUCUGGAGCUGCGAUUUAACAGAGCAGCCCGUCUGCUGGGCACACUGCUCUUCAUUGUUCAAACUAUCCUCUACAGUGGAAUUGUCAUUUAUGUUCCAGCUCUUGCUUUAAGCCAAGUGACUGGGAUGAAUCUGUGGGGCGCAGUAAUUUCAACAGGAGUGGUGUGUACGUUUUACUGCACAGUGGGUGGUCUAAAGGCAGUGGUGUGGACAGAUGUGUUUCAGCUUGGUGUAAUGCUCGCAGGCUUCCUGUCUGUCGUCAUCAGGUCUGUGAUCUUACAAGGUGGAGUCAUCACUAUUGUUUCAGAUUCACAGCAUGGAGGGAGAAUCAACUUUUUGGACUUUGACACAAACCCUCUGAGAAGACACACUUUUUGGACUGUUGUCAUUGGAGGAACAUUUCUUUGGACCAGUAUAUAUGGGACCAACCAGUCCCAGGUUCAGCGAUACAUCUCCUGCAAGAGCAUCACUCAUGCUAGAUUUUCUUUGUACAUCAACCUGUUAGGCCUGUGGGCCAUAUUGCUAUGUUCAGUGUUUGCGGGCAUGUCUCUUUACUCCAUCUACAAAAGCUGUGACCCUUGGACAUCUGGACUGAUUUCUGCACAUGAUCAGCUCAUGCCUUAUUUGGUGAUGGACAUCUUGGGAGACUAUCCUGGCCUUCCUGGACUGUUUGUGGCAGCAGCGUUCAGUGGAUCUUUAAGCACAGUUUCUUCCAGCAUCAACGCACUGGCUGCAGUGACAGUGGAGGACCUAAUAAAACCAUAUGCUCGCAUGUCAGAGAACCAGCUGUCAUGGAUCUCAAAAGGAAUGAGCCUCCUGUAUGGGGUUUUAUGCAUUGGGAUGGCUGGGUUGGCCUCACUUAUUGGACCGAUCUUCCAGGCAGUCAUCAGUAUAUUUGGGAUCAUUGGUGGUCCUUUACUUGGACUGUUCACAUUGGGAGUUCUCUGUCCAUUUGCCACUGCAAAGGGAGCUUUGUCGGGUGUUGUGUUGGGGCUGGCUGUGUCUCUGUGGGUGGGCAUCGGAGCUCAGAUAUACCCUCCCCCUCCUGAAAUGAGUCGGCCUCUGUCACUGACCACUGAAGGCUGUAACUUUACCACGACGGACAGCUUCAGCUGGACCACCACUCAUCUACCGACACAUCCGAGUUUGCUUAAAUUUUACUCUUUUACUCCCAUCGGCAGGACUGUGCUGGCAGACUGGUACUCACUCUCCUACCUUUACUUCAGUCCAAUAGGAACCAUUAUAACUAUAUGUGUGGGACUGAUAGUCAGCGUGUUCACAGGAGGUUGGAAGCUGAAAGUAGAAUCCAGGUUCAGGUUGACGAAAGAAGACACGAGUCUUUACUACUUCUUUAAAUUCGUCAAAGACAGAGCCAUGAGAAGAAGAGGAGAGUUUGACCUGAAAAAGGACAGGGAGAACAAGUUUGGGAAUCCUAAUCCUGGUUUCUCUGAUGUUGAGCUGGAUUUGCCAAAAAGAAGCAAUUCCUCAUAAAAAUGCAG